Molecule: messenger RNA, 1676 nt
Organism: Styela clava
Lineage: Eukaryota; Metazoa; Chordata; Ascidiacea; Stolidobranchia; Styelidae
Source: RefSeq, a predicted model, not a curated record
CAGACAGAUGUUCAAGCAGAUGGUGAAUAUUGUACUGUUGUAACCUUAGAUUAAAAAUCAAGAACCAGAUAGUGAUUUUUGACAGCAAAAAAUGAAUUCCAGCAGGCUUAUCGUAUUUCGACUCAAUCCACUCUAUCAACAAUCAUACAGGAUUUUAGCAAGACGAUUAACCACUCGGAAUCUUGAAUCACUCAAAAUUGAAAAUCAGAGCUAUUUUCCCAGGAAAAAUUGCUAUCGACUCUUAUCUGUUUACACUCCCCUAUUUUCACAAAAUGAGCAAACAAACUCGAUGCCUAUAAGUGAAAGAAUUGAAAAAAUGGUCAAAAAUAAAAAAAUCGUGAUUUUUAUGAAAGGAGUUCCUGAUCAACCUAUGUGUGGAUUUAGUAACGCAGUUGUACAAGUGUUGCGAAUGCAUGGAGUUGAAGAUUAUGACUCACAUAAUGUCUUGGAGGAUGAAGAAUUGCGUCAAGGCAUCAAAGAAUUUUCUGAUUGGCCAACAAUUCCGCAAGUCUAUUUUGAAGGAGAUUUCAUUGGUGGUUGUGAUAUUUUGCUUCAAAUGCAUCAAAGUGGAGAUUUAGUAGAUGAACUUGAGAAGCUGGGAAUAAAGUCUGCUCUUGUGAAAUGACAAACUUAUAAUCGCUUAUUCGUCAUGAGUCACUAAUGCGCCUUUGUUGAGAAAUAAGGUUUACACAAGACUUGUAAAAUAUUCCGCGAUGACAUAAAAGCCCAAUAUUCGUUUAGGUUUAGUGACAUACUUCAUAGUGAUGUAUUUUUACAAGAUGCAAAAUGUUGCAUGGAUAGACUGUAUACGAUGACCCCUGGUAACAGUCAUUGUAUAAUAACUUCAAAUUACUGCCUAACAUGUUGCAUUGUUAUUCAUUAAUUUGCAUGCCCCCAGGUUCACAUAAUAUGUAAUUUGUUUGUGUGAAGGGUUUUUUAAUAUGUCAUAUAUAUCUGAAUUACUAUUUAUCAGUGAACUUUUGCAACAAAAUAAUUUGUUUCAGAUAGAGACAUUCUGGACUUGAAAUAAUAUGUCUUGUUAAUAAAACCUAUUCCCACCACUGUUAAGUCGACCUAAUUACAAUAGUCUUGUACAUUUUUUUUUGGCUGUUGUAUCCGGCCUACUCAAUUAAAUUCAUUUUGGGCACAUUUCUUCGUUCAGAAUUUCUAAAUAUCAAAUUGGUUUUAAAACUGAUAUUGUAACAAUAAAAUGCUGUCGAAUUGGGAAAGAGGGCACUUCUCAUUUUACCUAUCUUGCUCAGUCGUAUGUACCGGUAAAUGAAAUAUUUGCUAUUAUGUUUGUACAGAACAUCUCACGAAAAUUGAUCGGGCUGAAAAUGGUUGAAUCCAUACGGCAGUAUGUGAAAUAUCGUAAUUGUAUAUUUAUGAAAAAUGUUUGUGACUUUGCCUUUCAUAAAUCUAAUUGUGAAAAUGUCAGCUGUCAAUUUGUGUUCUGUUCGACUACUUAUUGUUCUAUGCUUCUUCUUUAAUGGAGAUCUGUGUGCGUAUGAUGUACAGAUGUUUUGGCAAGAGUACAGAUCAUUUUUCUGAAUAAGUGUAUAGUUUUUUGCGUAUUAACUCGAUUGUAUUUGUUUAAAAAAUAUCACGGAAAAAAAUUUUACGUUUUUGUACAAUGGCGCUCAAGUAAAAAUAUAUUACUCAUAACAACAACAUUA